Messenger RNA from Manduca sexta (tobacco hornworm), 5266 nucleotides. RefSeq lists its product as uncharacterized. The transcript has 3 exons. The coding region runs from base 106 to 429 and encodes 107 amino acids. The record is from RefSeq and is a predicted model, not a curated record. Lineage: Eukaryota; Metazoa; Arthropoda; Insecta; Lepidoptera; Sphingidae.
UCUAAACGUCACUGUCAAAAUCAGCAGCUUAAAAUGGUCGUUUGUCUGAGCUCCGGUUGUUUUCAUACACAGUUCUAAGUGAAAAUUAUAAAGUUUACAAUAAACAUGACUCAAAAGGAAGUCACCAUGCAGGAAUUGGAAGAAACUGUGAAGCGUACAGACGAGCAACUCGACCUCAUGGAGUGGAAAAUGGACAAUGUUGAGAAGGAGCUGGUGGAGCCUAUCGAUACACAGGACAUGUGCAUCAUGAACCUGCUGAAGUCUGUAUCUGAGGUGCGGUCGGACUACCAGCAGCUCCGGCGCGAGCUGGUGGAGGUGCAGGCGCUGCAGCGGGAGCUGUCGUCUCGCCUGCGCGCGCAGCUGCGGCUCGUGCACGGCAAGUUCGCGCGCCUGCGCCAGAGGCUCGCCGCCGCCUCGCCGCCUCGUUGAGGACGCACCGAGAGCCUCUUGUGUCUGCUUGAUGAGCCGCAACAGUAGGUUUUGUGUUUCUAAUGUUGAGAUAUUUCAUGGUGUGCAUUGUGGAGCUAGAUGAUUGUCUUCGCACUUCUUGAAAUUAUUAAAAGUAGAUCAACUUUUAACACUGGUGUCGGUCACCUAGGACUCUUAACUCGGCUUAAAAGUGGUUUCUUACGUUACCCAUAAUUGACUUGGAGAUCGGUUCUUAAAGAGACCUUACCGAUUGGAAAAGCACUAAUUAGUUAUAGGUUGGAACAGAGGGAGAUAAAGGACUGUACUUACUUAGGGCUCAUCAAAUCCGUAAUACAUAAAAGUGCUAGUCUUGUUCUAACCCCGUAAAACUCAGUAUUGUUUAUUUAAUACCUGAUACCCCAGGUCGAGAUGGUGGCUAAGACACUUAUUUCAAAAAAAUAACUACCACACCAUGAAAUCUCUUAAACUACGAAACGAUUUAGUUCUAACACCAUGUAAGUAAAAAAUGUAGCUUACUAAGGAAGGACCUGUUAGUCUUUGUUAACAAAAUGUAUUUAAUUGAUAUCUGCAAUAUUAUUUCUUUAAUGAAAAUGAAUGCCCAGAGAACAUAUAAAAGUAAUUUCUAUAGUCAGUUUCUGAAAUUGUGUGACUUAUUUAGUAGCUGACGUAAAGUUUAUGGCAAACCUAGUUGACUGGCUCGUGGCUUUAGCGUUAUAAAGCGGUAACCGAGCCAAAAGUUCACAACAAUUUACAUAUUUUAACCAUCACAAUAACAAUAUUUGCUGUCUUUGUCAUACAAAAUAUUGUUUAUUUUUUAUACGCAUCGAAAACUGCAGUCUAAUUUAUAGCUUGAUUAUAGAAGAUAUUAUGUAAUAUGUUUCUCUGUUUAUUAUAUAUAGUUGUUUAAAUGUUAAUUCUAUAAUUAAUAUAUGGUGCGAAUCUUAGAAAAAAUCCUCACUUAUGGUCCUUAAAAUGAGGUAUUUAAAAAAACAUUUUUACUGUCAAAAAUAGCAUGUACAGUUAAAUAACAGUGUCUAGUUUACAAUACUAUACAAAAUUACCACGAAUCGCGCCUCAAAUGCAUUAUCUUACAAGGUGUUAGAACAAUAUUGAACUUUAUGUUUAUGCCUUUAGAGACUACUCAUCAGCAAUAACCCGAAUAGUUUUAGGCCUAAUUUGUAUGCGUACUUAUUACUAGUCAUCAUAUAUAAAGCACUAACGACAUGAGAGGGCCCUCGAAAUGUAAUAUUACUUAUAAAAUAAUAAUGUUGCUCAUUUUUUCAUUGAAAUAUAUUUAAACAUCAAGUUUAUUGUAAUACUAGUGCCCCAAACCGUUUAGGUUAGGUCUUAGAUAAAUACAACCUCCUUUUUUGUUUGUAUUGAAACUAUUCUCAAGUAACUUUAAAAAGUAGUGAUUCCUAUAGUCUUUGAUUACAUAUUUUAUGAUACCAAAAUAUUCGAUAUUAGCACAAUCAAUUCUAAAUAGAUGUAAAAGUAAUUCGAUUUUAUGCACAAUCGUUAGUCGAUUAAAAUACAUCAAUAUAAACAUUUAAAUCAGUACUAUGCAUUAUGCAAUAAAAUAAACAUAAUAGUUGAUUAAAAUGUUUAUAUUUUAUCAUAUAAACAAAGAAGUGGGUUGUAAUAAUGAAUUGUGCCAACAUUAUCUUUAUAGUAAAGUAUAGCACAGCACGGUUCACUGCAACAGUUCAAAUUACGACUUAACUACGCGCCGACGAUCUCACUCGAUACUUAGCUGUAGUGUGGUGUACGCUCCACGGGUUUCAUACAAACAUACAUAUUACUUUUUAUAUUUUUUUGAUGUCAAAUGUGUAAAACGAUAAUUUAUAUGUAUUUAUCUAAUCAAAAUCCGUUCAGUUUUGUAUUGAAUAAAGAUUUAUGUUUCAGCAUUCAUAUCGAUUUAAUAUUAUAAGUUUUUCGAUGAUAUAUUUGUAUGACACCCGAAAGUAAUCUAAUAUUUCAUGAAUAGAAAAACUAGUCGAAGUUUAUAUUGACUGUUUAGUUUUAGUGUUUAUUCUAUACAUAUAGAUUAUUUCGUUCGGUAAUAAUGUAAUUUGGUGCUAAAAUCUAGUGUGUGGACACAAAUGUACUGAGAUUCGUACUUUGCGUUGAUAUUAGAACAAUCUCAUCGAUGAAAUAGUAAACCCAUCGUGGAUAGAUAGGGUGGAAUAUCGAUAUUGACUUUUCAAUUUCACCCCAGUAGUUUAUCAAUGUCAAUACUGGUGUUACUAUGAAGUAUAGAAAAGUGUGGGGAAUUUAUCGAUAAAUUAACUAAUGCAGUUUAUGUAACUAUACAUAAGUAUAGUAUCAUGCUAUUUUAUUUGUGAGUUCAUAUCCAUUUGAACUAUACAGAUAAAAAACAAUGAACCUGAAUCCUUAUAAUUUAAUUUUGUAAUAUUUUUUUUAGGUAACUGAAACCAUGCUACUUUAUAGUGACAUCACUACGACAUAAGUUCGAUCUUCACAUUCUUAGUCUUAAUAUCGACACUAAGAAACUGUGGAAUGUCAAUUCACGAUCAGUAGAGAUUUAAUAGUAGAAAAAAAAAAGUUAAUGUUAUGCAUGUUUUUUUUCUUGGAUAUUCUAUGUUUAAAGAGUUUUUUAAUUAAGCAAUUUUGUGGUAAUUUUGCUAUAUUUACUUGGUUGUAUUUUGAAUAUAUUGUGAUCAUUUCAUUGUAAAAAAUAAUUUUAUCACAAAAUUGCUUAAUUUUAUAAAUUGCUUUUUUAUUAAGUAUUUUCUGAAGAACAGGAAUGUAUUGUAGUUAUCCCAUUCUAUAUAGAAAAAUUAAAUGGAACAAAAAGUUAGUAUCUGUUCACUAGAAAAUAUUCUUUUAACAUUAUUUCGCCAAUCUCCUACGUAAUUCAUAUUUUUCUAUGUGCGAGAGUAUAUUUUUCAAUGUUGCAUUUAUAGAUUGCAUUUUAGUAAGUGUGUUGAAGUGUGUCAGAGUGGAGAGUGUAGUCGAUUAUAGUGAUGUUUCUUUAGUAAAUUUGCACAUAUCACGCACUUGCAUGUUUUAUCGUAUUAGCAAAUAUCGUGGAUAUCGAGAAUUAUAAACCAGUCGUUUCGAUUUCCUUUUUGUUUUUGAUAUAUUUUCCAUAGUUAAAUAAUAUUUUAAUUUUGGGUAAAUAUUAUUUUCAUUUAUUAUUACCAUAAUAUUCACAGAGACAGAAUAAAAAUGAAAUAGUUUAACAUUUUAUUCCACUAUUGUUAAAGGUGGCUAAGUAACAGGCGAUAAAAUUACUGCUACCAGAUCCUUAAGUUUAUAAUUCACGACAUUCGCUGUAAAACUAAUGAAUAUUAAAUUAGCUGUAGCCUAAGGGAAAUACAUGUCUGAUACUAUGUCUAAGUCGUAAAAAAUCUAAAUUAAAGUAUACCUUAUUAACGUAGCCUAGUUUAGUGUAGUCUCUGGGUUUUUGAUAUAGUUUUACAAACUCCGUGAACCAUCACAAGGUCUUUAUUUAUCUCUAAAGACUUAUAAAAACUUGGGUAUAAUUUACAACUCCUUGGCAGCUCAAAAUUACUUAUAAAUUGUGUAAUAUAUUUCACGAGUAAAAAUUACUGAACUUUAAUGUUUCUAUUAGAUUUUAUUUACCCUAUUUGUAUUAUUUAAUGUAUAAAUUCUUGAUUACCAAAAUCAUUUAGUAAUGUUAAAUUACCUUGUAUUGGGUUUUUCUCGUAAGCUGUCAUCGACUUUAUAAAAUAUAUAAAAAACUAAAUUCAUAAUUCUAAAAUGAAAGCACCACAAUUAUUUAAAUGACUGCAUCACUAUACCUUGAUGUCCAAUUAAGACAAUAUUCAAUCAAUAUAAUUCCUAUUUACUGAGUAGUUUUUAUUUCUUUUAAAUUUAUUGCAAUAAAUCUUUAUCGAGAUCGAUAGAUUAAGUAACUUUCUUAUUAUUUUUUUUAAAGUAUGAAAAAUUUCUUAUUAAAAUGUAUGCUAUGAGAAUCUGAAAUAAAAUUCUAUGGUGAAGAUACCACAUUUUAUGGCGAGGCAUUGAAACCGCAAAGUAAUAAACAUUGUUAAGAAUGAAUUAUUUCGUGUAUACACUGCGGAGUUACACGAAAAUUGUAAUGUGUAUUUUUACCCCAAUAUGUAGUGUUUUUAUUGCGUCGGCGUCAGUUAAACUGAGUCUAGUUGUGAUGUAGGCAAGUGAUUGAUAAGACAGGGUUUUUGAUGAGAAUGUACCAAAAUUGGGGUACAAAUAUACAAAACACUAAAGUCUAUGAAUCCGCAGCUUUUUAAAAUAUGGAAAUAAAUACGCUUGUCAGUGAAAUAUUGCGGACUAGGACUUGUAAUAUGUAAAAAAGUUAAUAUUAAUCUAGAUUGUCAAGACUCUGUUGGCACGUACCAUUUGAAUUAACGUAAAUAUAACGGAUAAGUUGAAAUAAAUAUGAAUGUAUCGAUCUCUAUAGAAUUGUAUCCAUUUGCGCACUGAGCGCUGAUCCGGAGACAGAUAUAGGUCAAGUACACUCGCAGUGCCCUUAAUCACAAUCACUGUGGUCCGACUUACAGGCCGUAUCCUAUUUAGGAAAUUAGGUUACAAAACAAUUGAAACUCUAUUUUGUUGUCGUUUCAAAUUAUAAUUGUCUGCUAAUGAGAAAUAUGGAUGGCUGUGAUCAAGUUUUGGGAUUUAGUAAUGUUUAAAUGUGCAGUGAAUUUGUACUUGCUUGAAUGUUUUCCGGAUCUACGCUCGAAUUAUGGUUUAACAUGAAUUCUAUAUUUUUUAUGUUUACUGUACACGUAGUGUUUAUAGCCCACUGGGAUUCUUUGUACUGAUACCCCAUUUUCUAUUUGUUUUAAAUAAAAUAUUUUACGGUUGA